AUGGGCGCAGGUGAGUUGGGCGGCGUCCUUCAGUUUGCCGAACAGGUGGCCAAGACCUUCGCUUUGUCCAACAAGCUCCCGGAGGGCACCGGCGUUCGGGUGCUCUUCACCGACUUCGGCGCUAAGAGCUUGGUCGCCACGCGAUGGAACCCGCUCCCCGAGAACCUGACGCUGGGGCGAAGGAUCCUGGAUCACUUGCCGCCGGUGCUCCCCAAGCGUGAGCUGCGCAUGGAGGAGCGAACGAAGCUCAGCGAGAUGUGCGAGUCCUCUGUGAUGCUCGUGGUGGCACCCAACCAAUCCGAGAUGGCAGCGGUUCUGGGGAUUUUUGAUGUGAUGAAAGACCUCGGGAAGAAAGUGCCCGUGAUCUUGCUGAAUGCCAAGUUGGUCCAGGACACUGUGGCCUUAGCAGGUGUGAUGCUGAAUAAGUUUCGCGCCUUUGAGAGCACCUUGCUGCCAGUCUUCCACUUGGAGCAAUUUGACCCCGACGACGACAAGGACGUCCGACCUGGUCCGAGCUCCGACGGGAAUCUGCAGGACCCGAUCCCUCUCAACAGCGCAGUGGUCGUGAGAGUUUGGCCUCGGCCCUUCUCGGUGUGGGAGGACAAUCCAGAGGAUCCGGAGGCCAUCGAUGGGUAUUUCCUGCUGGAUGUGAACGACACCAGAGCGCAGGACCCGGAGGACUGCCUCACCUUCCUGAAAGGCUCGCGUGAGUUGAUGAAACGGAUGCGGCUUAAGGAACGCCAGGACCGCGAGAAGGGUGGAAAGAUGAUUUGA
This is a messenger RNA of Durusdinium trenchii, 774 nucleotides long. Lineage: Eukaryota; Dinophyceae; Suessiales; Symbiodiniaceae. The record is from the annotation of a GenBank genome assembly.